This is a messenger RNA of Xyrauchen texanus (razorback sucker), 2331 nucleotides long. It is a transcript of the gene rhov, whose product is annotated as ras homolog family member V. Gene Ontology annotation, molecular function: GTPase activity; GTP binding. The transcript has 3 exons. Gene Ontology annotation, biological process: small GTPase-mediated signal transduction. NCBI's taxonomy places the organism in Eukaryota, Metazoa, Chordata, Actinopteri, Cypriniformes, Catostomidae. The record is from RefSeq and is a predicted model, not a curated record. Bases 133 to 837 code for a protein of 234 amino acids.
AAGCAGUCAAUUCAGCCUUUGAGCUUGGAAAGUAAUGAGUCACUCAUCACUCCCAACAAAGACGCAACCAAAUACUGUGGAGUUUAAAAAGUGUUCUUGAAAGAGGUAUCUUACUGUCUUUAACGUUUGGACAUGCCACCUCAAAUGGAUUACUUUUACCAAGAAUCAAGAUUUCCGUCUGUGUGCUUGGAGCAAAACGACGCUCUGGACCCUACGAUUAGUUGCAUGAUGGUUGGGGAUGGAGCUGUUGGAAAGACUAGUAUGAUUGUAAGCUACACAACUAAUGGAUAUCCGACGGAUUAUAAACAGACAGCUUUUGACGUUUUCUCAGGACAAGUUCAGGUGGAUGGGACCCCUGUACGAAUUCAGCUGAUGGAUACUGCUGGACAGGAAGAAUUUGAUGAAUUCAGAUCUCUGUCUUACGCACACACGGAUGUCUUCCUCCUCUGCUUUAGUGUGGUAAAUCCCACAUCAUUCCAGAACAUAACCAAGAAAUGGAUCCCUGAGAUUCGUGCAUGCAACCCAUCGUCCCCUAUCAUUUUAGUUGGAACGCAAUCGGACCUUCAGUUGGACGUUAAUGUUCUCAUAGACUUGGACAGGUACAAGGUCAAACCUGUGGUCAGCUCAAGAGCACAGAGCCUUGCCGAGAAGAUCAGGGCUGUCGAGUAUGUGGAGUGCUCAGCCCUGACCCAGAAAAACCUAAAGGAGGCCUUUGAUGCUGCCAUAUUUGCAGCUAUUAAGCACAAGGCCAGGAAGGCCAAAAAAUUGAGACUGUCAGACAGACGGACCAAAGCUUUUUCCAAGUGUAGCUGGAAGAAGUUCUUCUGCUUCAUCUGACACUGCAGGUCAAAAUGUGAACUGUUUACAUGAUUAAUUAAUAUAUUUUGGACAAUGCUUUUACCGCAGUGCUUCUGGUCAUUGAGCUUGAUUUUAUGGGUGGAGUCGUUUGCUCUGUGGUGAGCUUCCCAGGAACAGAGUCACUUAAGGUGCUGUGUUGCAACCCUUUGGAUUAAAGGAAUAGUUCACUCAAAAAUUACAAUUCUCUCAUUUACUCAUGAGUAUCAUUCCAAACCUGUAUGACUUUUUUCUUCUGUGGAACCCAAAAAAGACAAUUUCAGCAUUUGUUUUUUUUUUCAAUCACCAUUCAUAAAUUUGUCCAUACAAUAAAAGUGAAUGGUGACUGAGGCUAACAUUUUACCUAACGUCUCAUGUGCUCCACAAAAGAAAGAAAGUAAUAUAGGUUUGGAAUAACAUUAUGAUUAAAUGACGAUUUCCCCGAACCAUCCCUUAAAGUGCAUUUUUAUCGCAAAGUCUGUAUGCAAUACAUGUUGUAUGAUUUAUAGACACAUUAUGAACUCAAAGCAAAGUUUAGGAAACGUUUGAGAAAACUAAUCUUAAAUCAAGUAUUGUUCAGAAAGAGCACACACCAUAUGUAAAUGAUAUGAAUUCAUGAGAUGGAUAGCUGCCUAUUCAAAGCUUUAUAGAGCUCACAUGGAGAUGUCUCUGAUGGUAGUGGGGACAAGACUGGGUAUCAGUCUUAUCUCUUUUGUGUUGGGUGCUACUUUGUCAGACAGGCUCUUUCAUAUGCAACAGUCAAAACAAAAGCUGAUGUGUAAGUUGUCACCUUAAGUGCUUGCAACCAUAUAAAUCCAACAUCACGCUUAAUGUUUCAGCUUGUCUAUCUGAUAAAUUGCCCAAACUGUUGUAAAAUAAGAUUAUUAGGUUUGUGUGAACAUGAUUUCCUGCAUCAGGGGAAAGUUUGGUAGACCUGCUCUGGAUUUUCAAAGACGAUUUCUGUGUCCUCUCUUGUUCAAAUACAUUGGUAAAGAAGUGAUAGGGCAUACACAGAUACAAUUAUUGACACCCAGCUCAUGUUGUGGAGCCAUGGUUAGUUUAUUUGUUAAUCAUUUUAUCUUUAGAAAAAUGUAUUGAUCUAUUACUGACAGUGUGUACUUAUCUUAAAGUAAGCGGUGCUGUCUUUUUUAUAAAUAUGCUUCUUGUGGAAGAGAUCAUUUUUUAAAUGCUGUUUUUUAACAGUUUUAACUGUUCUAUUUUGAUGCCUCAGGCAAGAAGGAUGUAUCGAUCAUUUAAUCUGUUUGUCGUUUCUUUUUUGUUUUGCCUCCAAUGAUCAAAUUGAAGAAGCACUUUGAAACCGCUUCUCCUUCAGUGUUUCUUUGCAUUACCAAAAAUUAUAUUUAAAUGGCAAAUAUACUUAAAAUACAUUUCCAGUGCUGUUCACAAUACAACUAUCCUCUUUUUAAAGUGUUAUGUGAAAGUUGAUAUUUACAUAAUCUUAUGUUCUUCUUUAAAUAUCAAAUAAAUGAACAACAU